Messenger RNA from Carassius auratus (goldfish), 4979 nucleotides. Its product is annotated as SUN domain-containing ossification factor-like. Gene Ontology annotation, cellular component: cytoplasm; membrane. The transcript has 16 exons. Gene Ontology annotation, biological process: regulation of bone remodeling; protein folding in endoplasmic reticulum. Lineage: Eukaryota; Metazoa; Chordata; Actinopteri; Cypriniformes; Cyprinidae. The record is from RefSeq and is a predicted model, not a curated record. The coding region runs from base 22 to 2901 and encodes 959 amino acids.
CAGAGCACGUCUGCCAUCCUGAUGGAGAACAUGGAUCUGUACAUGCUGAACCCCUGCAGUACCAAGAUCUGGUUUGUUAUUGAGCUCUGUGAGCCAAUCCAGGUGAAGCAGCUGGAUAUUGCAAACUUUGAGUUGUUCUCCUCUACACCAAAAGAUUUCCUUGUGUCUAUAAGUGACAGGUAUCCGACCAAUAAGUGGAUCAAGCUGGGCACCUUUCACGCCCGUGAUGAACGCACAGUACAGAGCUUCCCUCUGGAUGAGCAACUCUAUGCCAAAUAUGUCAAGAUGUUCAUCAAAUAUAUGAAGGUUGAGCUGCUUUCCCACUUUGGCUCUGAACACUUCUGUCCUCUCAGCCUGAUCAGGGUGUUUGGCACCAGUAUGGUGGAGGAGUAUGAUGAGAUCGCUGACUCUCAGUACACCUCAGAGAGAGCCGAGUAUUUGGAUGAAGACUAUGAUUACCCGCCCGGCUACCUGCCAUCAGAGGACAAGACUUCGAAGAAUCUGCUGGGGUCUGCCACAAACGCCAUCUUGAACAUGGUAAACAACAUCGCAGCAAAUGUGCUAGGAGGGAAACCAGAGCUAGAGGACGGAGUGGAAAUGGAAGGAAACGUUUCCACUGGGACAGAAAACGUCACACAGGCGUCAGCAGAAACCUCACUCACGCCAGAACCCACCCCUACUGAACAGCCCUCUACGCUGGAUUUUCUUGAGCUGGAUCCCACUCUAGUGAAAGAGGACUUAGAGGUUCCUGUUCCUGAGGCUCCUUCAGAACCUCCCCCUGAGGAAAACCGUAUCGUCAUCCUCAUUGAGGAGGAAGAAGAGGCCACCCAGCCUACGGUGACCCUGCUGGAGGAGGAGCGCGAGGUGGAGAAGAGACUAGAGGAGAUUUGGGAGAAGGAGAGCGCCACGUACUGCGGCCACCUCUCGACUUUGUCCUGUUUGGCGUCUUUGCACGAACACUUCUAUUGCUACUGUUCGGCAGCUUUAGCACUACAGCGCCAGCGUAGAGACUGCCACCACAAAGCACAGCACACACACACCGAAACAGACUCUCAAACCACCCCUCAGCAGUCCCUCCCUGACACCACCCCAACCCAAGAGCCCCCGGCACCCUCUGAGAAACUUCCAGAAACAGAGCGGCCCUCAAAAGCACAAGCUGAGAGGAUUUCCCCUACUGAAACAGUGGCUCCUCCCCCUCAGUCCUCCAGUGGGGAGACUGCGGUGAGCGAGCAGGAGCUCCCACCUGAGACUAUCCUGUUAGAGCCCAGUCGUACCUCCACCCUUCCCCCACACAGCCUCUCAGACACCCCCACCCAAAACAUCCCAGAGUCUCUACCCACAGGAGAGCCCAUGGACCAGCGUCCGCAGUACCUGGUAGACAUCCCAGAAACCCUUACUCCGGUCAGCAGCAGCCUCCUCUCUCCCAGUGCUGCCUCCUCUCCGCUCUCCUCCUCCACCACCACUGAACCCCACAGCCCAGAGACGGACCCUCCCAAACUGGAGCUCCCCGUCCCCACCAAAGAUCCGACGGUUCAGCCGUUGCCCACCCACACUCGCCCCGCUGAUAUCCCACCUCCGACUGAACUCCCCGUCCCGCUCCCAGAGGCCUCGGAUAACGGCAGGACCGCAGGGGUUGAAGAUCCUCACCACAGUGCUGUGGCCACCCAACCAGAGCUUUCCGAAGCCCCUCUGUCUCAGCAAGAGGAGACUGUAGAUGACAUUCUGCUCCCACACCGCACCGCCGGAGAGUUUUACGCAGAGCAGCAGCAUUCGGCGGAAAUGGGCCACGGGAAUGGAAACGGUAACGGGAAUCAUGUGCAUGGAUCCAACCAGAAGGAAUCUGUGUUCAUGAGAUUGAAUAACAGAAUUAAAGCACUAGAAAUGAACAUGUCCCUCAGCAGCAGAUACCUGGAGGAGCUCAGCCAGAGGUAUCGUAAACAGAUGGAGGAGAUGCAACGGGCUUUCAACAAGACCAUCAUCAAACUGCAGAACACCUCCAGAAUCGCAGAAGAGCAGGACCAGAAACAGACAGAGUCUAUACAGAUGUUACAGAGCCAGCUGGAGAACGCCACCAAGCUCAUGCUGAACCUGUCUGCCACUGUUGCUCAGCUACAGAGAGAGGUGUCUGACAGACAGAGUUACCUGGUGCUGUCUCUGAUCCUGUGUCUGACGCUGGGUCUGCUGCUCUGUAUGCAGUGCUGCAGGAGCUCACCCACUCACAACACCAGCUCAAGCAUUCCCAUGAGCAACCACUACCCCAGCCCUAAGAGGUGUUUUUCCUCAUACGAUGAUAUGAGUCUGAAACGGAGAGUGUCUUGCCCUCUCGUCCGUUCAAAGUCAUUUCAGCUGCCCACAUCAGAAGUAGGUCCUGAUGACUUGUACAUUGUAGAACCUCUAAGGUUUUCUCCAGGGAAAAAGAAGAAACGCUGCAAGACAAAAGGAGGGGAGCGAGUGGAGACGCUCCAGGCCUCCGUCCCCUCAGCGACGGUUGUUAAUGUCGGUGAAUCAUCAUCUUUUCAAUUCCUGCCAUCACCGUGCAACGGCUGUGUGUCCACCUGCUCGUCCAGGGACUGUGUGUCCGAGGGCAGCUCCGAGAGCUCUGCUUCUACACUGUCUGAGGAGUCCUUCAGCUGCGCCCCCUCCAUGAACGGACACGACCCAAACCUGUGCAACGGCGAGCCCCCGGCGCUUUUCCCUCCAGCCAAGAGCAAGACGGAGAAGAGGUCGCUGAAACGACGCAAGUCUAGGAACGCUGAGCAGCAGGAGGCCCUGCGUGUGGGGGAGAUACUGCACGCAUCACUUCCUGUGACGGUCAUGCCCACGCUGGAGGAACUCAUGAAGGGGAAGGCGGAUCUGGCCGUGGCCACUUUCGGAAGGACAGCUGUUACAGGACGAGUUUGAGUUCUUAUGCCACCAUCUUUCCUUUUCUUGUUCCAUCUCACCACCGUUUUGAGAUUUUAUUGUGAGCGCUGAUCCUGACGCCGCCUUCACUACAUCCUGGUUCUCUGAACUAUGUGCCUUUUUUUUAUCCAAUCAGGAUCGUUUUUUUUUGUUAUUCCCUUUAAUUUGUUUUUAUUCUUCUGGGAAGGUUCUGACUGCUAAACAUUCACAAGUAUGAAUGAGACUUGAUUUGAUGUUCUCUGAACAUACAUACGGCUCGUGCAAAUGUGACUCUGCGUCACCGUGACCAGGAGUUUAGACGGGGAACGUGUGGACAGUCCGAUUUCAAUUCCGGCAAACACAUUCAACGGGUUUCUUUACACUAACAUGACCCUCUUUCACUGUCCCUUUAAUGCUCUCGCUCUCUCGUUUCCUUCCUCGGUGGAAGUAUAAAUCGUGUACAUGUGAGUGUGUGUCAUUGUUUGUGGUUGGUUUGUGGGACCAGUGAUGUCACAUAGCACAGGGCUUCAAUCCAGUGAACAGAGCUGAAUGAUGAACAGAUCCAGUUCAUGUUGAUUCUGUCUUUAUUUCCUCUCUUAGGGGGUAAAUUAAAGCCUUUUAAUUAGACCAACGAGUCGUGGCUAUUCAUACAUGAACAUGUACAGAUUGUGACGCACACAACAGUGUCUCAUGUUCAAUCUCCAGCUUUUUCAAGCAUGUUUACAGCUCAUUUUCUUCGUGUUCAGUGUAGCCGUCAUAAAAAAAGACGCAUGCAGAUAUUCACUUUUUACAUUUUUAUUCACUUUAUAUAUACACAGGGACGUUGUAGGGGACAUUCUGUUAUGUUAGUGGUAAUUAUUUAUGUAUUUAUUUAUUUAAAUGUGACCCUGGCUCUAUGAGAUUGUGGUCAUGUGACAUGAGAUACGGUAGCCCCUCCCUCCUCCAUGUUUGAGAUUUAUUACAGAUACACACGAAUGGUACAGACAGCGUCUUUCUGUUCUCUAAAGUCUGCGCACCCUACCUUUUUUUUUUUUGAGAUAGCUGGAUUCUGAUUUUGACAUUUUUAUAUUGGAUGUUUGAUUUAUUUUAUUAUUUUGCCUUCAAAUCAGAUUUCAAUAUCAAAUGAGGCAUCAGAUAAACCCGUGAUCAUGGUGAUGUUGUGAAUCUGAUUGGCUCAGCUUCUGUUUGACCCUUCUGGCUUGUCCUCGGCUGGAUCUGUUCGGAUGAGCUUUGAGUUACUGGAUUCGGGGGGAAAUCGUAAAAAUGGCCGAGCUCUCGUUGUUGUGCAAAUAUUAUGCAUGAGUCCAGCAAAGCAACCGUGUGGUUUGUCCUACCGGUCACGUACGUGUAAAGUUUAUCUGUGUGUGUGUGUGUCCAGCAUCUUCUCUAGUCACACACUCCGUGUCCCUAUUAACACACUUAUGUAUUUGUGUGUUUGCUGCUUUCUUAGUUCUUUUUAAUGCACCUAAUAGACCAUUUGGCAUCCCAGCUGUGCGGGGUCUUGUGUGUUGUGUAAGAUUGUAAGUGUUUUUUUCAUGCAGAUGAUCCCAUCAUUGACCUUUUAUCAAACUCUGGGCUUUAGAGAAUGUGAAUCAACAACACUAUUUCAAUAAAAGGGAAAGAUUGGGAUGGCGUGCGAUGGACCAUCUCUGUGUGAUUUCCAUGAUAUAUGUUCCACUUUAAAACGUUUUCUCCUUUUUGAAUGGAAAUUGAUAUAUGCUUGGGGAAUUUGUUUAUGUCUGGAUGUUUUUUUUGUUUUUUUUCAUGCAGUGUGUGUGUGUUGAAUAUAAUUUCCGGUACCCCAGUGAGUAGAGACCGGAGAUGUUUGGAGAACUCCACACAUGCCUUUGUUUUUCUACACCACACCUUGUACAAGUGCUUUUCGCCACAGGCUUCCUUUAGAACGGCGCCCUCUAGUGUCUAAUGCUUGAUUUAUUUAAACGUCCGCUAGGUGGCGCCCAGAUGAAAUCUCAUAACCUGUGAGGACGAACUGCACAGUAUUUGAUUUUCUUUUCUUCUUUUUUUUUUUCAGUUGUAACUACAGCAUUGUAGUGCCAUUAGAAACUGUGAAUUUAUAAAUAAACAUUUCGUUGUCUUUA